Messenger RNA from Prunus armeniaca (apricot), 1008 nucleotides. NCBI's taxonomy places the organism in Eukaryota, Viridiplantae, Streptophyta, Magnoliopsida, Rosales, Rosaceae. The record is from the annotation of a GenBank genome assembly.
AUGAUUUUCUCCAUGCAAGACAGGAUCAUUGCCCGUUCAGCCUUGGGAAAAAAAUGCAAAUACCAACAAGAGUUUAGAUCACUGAUUAAGGAGGCAAUCAUCCUUGGAGAAGGCUUUUCUUUGCCUGAUUUGUUCCCUUCCCUCAAAUUCCUCCGUCACGUCACAAGGACGAAGCCUGCACUGGAGAAGAUACACCGGAAGAUUGACAGAAUUCUUGAUGAAAUCAUUGAUGAUCAUCAUGAGUUGAAAAGAGUAAAGACCAAUGUUGUUGCAUCUAUCACCACCAGAACUGAUGAAGUAUUGCAGGAAGGUCUAGUUCAUGUGCUUCUACAACUUCAGGAGUCUGGUGGCCUCCAAUUUGAUCUCACCAUCAACCACAUAAAAGCUGUCAUCCUGGACAUGUACUUGGCAGGAGCUGAGACUUCAGCAACAACCACAGAAUGGGCAAUAACAGAACUUGUGAAAAAUCCAAGAGCAAUGGAUAAAGCACAAGCUGGGGUACGGCACCUUCUUGCAGGAAAGAGGAAAAAUAUUCAAGAGGAAGAUAUUAAGAAACUAGACUACUUGAAGUUAGUCAUAAAAGAAACUCUACGGCUACACCCUCCUGCUCCCUUAAUUCCAAGAGAAGCAACUCAAAGAGUCAAAAUUGGAGGAUAUGAUAUACCAACAGAAGCCAAAGUUCUGAUCAAUGCUUGGGCAAUUGGGAGAGACCCAAACCACUGGGACAAUGCUGAUUGCUUUCUACCUGAAAGGUUUCAAGGUUCAUCUAUGGAUUUUCGAGGGACCAACUUCGAAUUAAUUCCAUUUGGGGCUGGUAAGAGAAUAUGUCCAGGCAUCUCAUUCGGAAUUGCAUCGGUUGAGCUUGCACUUUCUCAACUGCUCUACUACUUCAACUGGAAACUCCCCAAUGGGAAAAAGGUAGAAGAGCUUGACAUGACUGAGUCUUUGGGAAUGACCCCUAGGAGGAGGAAUGACUUGUAUGUUAUCGCCACUCCCUUCGUUCCAUAA